Molecule: messenger RNA, 958 nt
Organism: Cuscuta campestris
Lineage: Eukaryota; Viridiplantae; Streptophyta; Magnoliopsida; Solanales; Convolvulaceae
Source: the annotation of a GenBank genome assembly
AACGGUUUCGUUCUCCCUAAAAAGGAGAGUGUGAGCACACCGCCCCAAUUGGCCAAUUCCCUCUCUCUUCUCUUCACAAUUCAAAUUCCCUCCUCCAUUAUAUGCCCAAUUUCUUCUCCAAUUCCCUCAUAUUAAUUGCCGAGCAUAUUAACCAUAAUUGCACUCGUACUGAGCCUUUGAGUUCCAUCAUAUCGCCAAAUGGAAUUGGAAAACAUGGUUUCGCGUACCGGCCGGAAUAUGCAGCGGUACGACAAUGGUCGCCGGCAAGUCGUCGGGUGUAUACCGUACAGGUACAAGGAUACGGUUGCGACGUUGCCUUUUGAUGAAGAAUCAUCUUAUGAAGUUCUGGUCAUCAGUCCCCAGAGAAAAGGGAAAGGGAUGUUGUUUCCUAAGGGAGGAUGGGAAAUGGACGAAACAAUGGAAACUGCGGCACUGCGGGAGACCAUAGAAGAAGCAGGAGUCGUAGGUGACCUCGAGGGUAAACUGGGAACGUGGAACUUUGGGAGCAAGAGAAGCGGAAUUGCUUGUGAAGGGCAUAUGUUCCCAUUGCUUGUCAAAGAGGAGCUCGACUGUUGGCCCGAGAAGAAUAUCCGACAAAGGAUCUGGAUAAGUAUCGGCGAAGCAAGAGAAGUUUGUGAGAAGGGAUGGAUGGUGGAAGCCGUGGAAUUACUAGCGAUCCGGCUGACAAGGAUCGCUAGUAGUAGUAGUAGUAGUAGUAGUAGUAGUAGUAACCAAGCGAUGGUUAUGCCGUUGAGGUGUGGAGGACAAAUGCUACCUCCUCCAAUGCCGGCUUCUGCUGAGGAAGCAUAGUCUUGUCCAAUUCAAAGGGACAGGGAGGGAGUGAAUCUUAAUUAGAUUGUCUUUCUUUCAUUGUCUGACAUUUUGAUGGACAUGUCCAUGUCCAAGUAGCAGAGCUACCAAAUUGUUGUUUAAGAAUUAAGAAACAUUUAAUUUUUAG